Messenger RNA from Penicillium waksmanii, 3345 nucleotides. Its product is annotated as LEA domain protein. The transcript has 2 exons. Lineage: Eukaryota; Fungi; Ascomycota; Eurotiomycetes; Eurotiales; Aspergillaceae. Bases 1 to 3345 code for a protein of 1114 amino acids. The record is from RefSeq and is a predicted model, not a curated record.
AUGUCGUCCCCCGCCGUUGGCAAAGCACCACCCAAGCUGGGAUCCAAGGCCGGGACUCCUCUCAAGACUCGCAAGGGUUCAGGAUCUAGUGCUGCCUCAAAGCCAAGCGUCUCUGAAACUCCCAAGCAAGUGAAGAAAACACCUACGCGCAAGCUCACCCCCAAGGCACCCGAGCCUAUCGAAGACAACUUGGACGAGCAAUCCCUUCCCGCAACCCCAUCACCCAAGUCGAAGAAGAAGUCUCUAUCCUCAGAGCAACGCCUCCCCGCCUCACCUCCAGAUGAUGAUGUCACCUCUCAGGCAUCCGGCUCGGCUGCCCCUCGUAAUGGCACCGCGGGCAAAGCCAAGGGCCUUGCUGGCAAGGCUAAGGAUACCGCGCAACAAGGUGCAUCGAAGGAUACAAACAACCUGCCCAGCAAUCCCCUCGAUCUAUCCGCAUUGAAGGGACUCACUAUCUCUGACGGAGGAAAGAUCCUUGGUCAGGAUGGCAACCCCCUGGGCGAGGUUGUCGAAGGAGAACCCGACGACCUUGUCGGUCAGACUGUUGGUGAGGAUGGAGAAGUCAUUGACGAAGAAGGUGACCUCAUUGGCCGCGUCGAUGUUCUCGAAGGCGCGGUUGAUCAAGCCGAUAACCUUCCCGAUGAAGCUGAGUCUAAGCACGACGCUGCGAAGGAAGUGGUCACCGAUCUGUCUCAGCUUGAGGGCCUGCCCGUUUCUGACGGUGGUGUGAUCAAGAAUGCUGCAGGUCAAGUCGUUGGCAAAAUUACCGAGGGUGAUCCCGAAGAUUUGAUUGGAUUCACACUCAAUGACGACGGUGAAAUUGUCGACGAUGAAGGCGAUGCUAUCGGUCGUGUCGAGCUCAUCCCUAUUGAGGAGCAGAAGAAGGCCAUCGAAGAAGUGGCCGGUGAUGCCACAUCUCAAAUUGAUGGCGCUAAGGAUGAUCAUGAGGAUGAUUUUGAAGACGCUCAGGAUGGCCUUGAUGUCGAUGAGACUCAGGAUGGCCUUGAUGUCGAUGAGACUCAGGAUGUCGCCGAUGACCAAAUCAACGGUGUCGAAGAUACAGCAGAAGACGCCGCUGAACAGGAUCAAGAUAAUGUUCCUGACGUUGAUGAGGCCAAGGAGACUGCAGAGGGUGAGGUUGAAGACGCUCAAGAAACCGCCGAAGACGCUGCCGAAGAAGACGCUGCCGAAGACGACAAUCUGCGCAUUCCUGAUCUCGAUACUCUCGAAGGUCUGACCUGCAACAAGCGCGGCUAUGUCAUUGAUAACGAUACCGGUAAGCCCGUUGGUGAGCUUGUCGAAGGUGACCCUAAGAAGAUCUCACGCCUUGGCGCUACCCUCGAUGAGCAAGGUCAAUUCUGGGACAACCGUGGCAAUGUCAUCGGCAAGAUCAAGGCCCUUCCAGUCGACGAUGGUAAAGAUGAGGAGGGUCCUUUCGCUGGUCUUGAGGGUCUUGUCGUCGGCCAAGAUGGCUGGGUCGAAGACGAAAAUGAGACCCGCGUCGGCAGACUUGUCGAAGGCGAUCCUAAGAAGCUUCUCGGUCGUGGAGUCGACGAAGAUGGUGAAGUUCUCGAUCGUCACGGCAGUGUCAUCGGUCGCGCUGAGCGCUAUGACGAGCCCGAGGCUGAGGAGGAGCCUGCCCCCGAUGUCUCUGCUUUGGAUGGCCUAUCCUGCAACAAGGCUGGAUAUGUCAUCGGCUCCGAAGGUUUCCCCAUUGCUCGCGUUGUUGAAGGAAACCCCAAAGAGCUUGUUGGCAAGAAGAUCCACGAUGGCGAGAUCUACGAUGGCAAGAAUGUCGUUGGUCGCGUUGAAUUGAUCCCCGAAGAGGAGCUCGAGAGCAAGCCUGAGGGUCCAUUCGCCGGCAUGGAGAGCCUUGUCGUUCGCAAGGAUGGUUUCGUCGAAGAUGAGGAUGGAACUGUCGUUGGCCAGCUCGUCGAAGGUGACCCGAAGAAACUGCGUGGUCGUGCUGUUGACGAGGAUGGCGAGAUCACCGACAAGUAUGGCAACGUUAAGGGUCGUGCUGAGCCAUACGAGCCUGAGGAAGAGGAGGAACCCGAGGAAGCAGAUCUGUCUAUUCUCGAAGGCAAAGUUGUGAACAAAAGCGGCAACGUUGUUGACCCCGCCACUGGUGCUGUCUUCGGUCGCAUCGUCGAAGGUGACAAGCGUCUUGCCGGUCGCAAGGUUGAUGGCAAGGGACAGAUCUGGGGUGACAACGGCCAAGUUGUUGGUCGUGCAGAGCUCAUCCCCGGAGCCGAGCAGCACAAGGCCGAGGGUCCAUUCUUCGGAUUUGAUAACGCCCAGGUCGCGAAGGAUGGUGUUGUCAUGGACGGGGACCGUAUCAUCGGACGUCUUGUUGAGGGAGAUGCGAAACGUCUCCUAGGCCGCAAGGUCGAUGAAGAGGGUGAUGUUCUUGACAAGAACGGAAACUCCAUUGGCAAGGCUGAGCGCUGGGAGCCGGAGGAGAAGCAGCGCGACGUCAACCCCAUGGCUGGUCGCAAGGUCACCAAGGAGGGUGAGGUUCGCGAUGCUGAUGGCAAUCUCAUUGGCAAAUUGACCAGUGGAAACCUGGCCACUCUCGUUGGAAAGAAGAUCGACGACAAUGGAUUUGUUGUUGACAAUGAUGGCAACAAACUGGGUGAAUGCACUCUGUUGGAAAACAUCCCCGAGCCAGAGCCAGAAAAAGAAGAGGGCCCAACAGCCGAAGAGCAAGAAGUACAAGCUAAGGCUGAGCAAGAUCGCCAGCUCGCCGAGAAGAUGUGCAACAUCCUGCGCCAAACUCUCGAGCAAGUGAAGCCGGUUUGCAAGCAGAUCUCCGAGCAACUCGAGAAGGCCGACCGAACCCCCAAGGAAGAGCUCGACGAAGAGAAGCUUGUUCAAGCUGUCAAGCCUCUUAUCGAGCAAGCUGGUCACAUCCUCCAAGAAUGCAACGGUGCAAUCCGGGCUCUUGAUCCCGAUGGCCGUAUCGCUGCAACCGCGAAGGCUCGUGCCUCUUCUCGCGAUGCUACUCCAGAGGAAUAUCAACUCGCUGAUAUGCUCAAGGAGUUGACCGAAACCGUUGUCAAAACCAUCGACAACGGUAAGAAACGCAUUGCUGACAUGCCCCAUGCCAAGAAGAAGCUGAACCCUCUCUGGGCUCUGCUCUCUGAGCCUUUGUUCCAGAUCAUUGCUGCUGUUGGUCUUCUCCUCAGUGGUGUUCUUGGUCUAGUUGGCAAACUUUUGGAUGGCCUUGGUCUUGGUGGUAUCCUGAACGGCCUCCUUGGUGGACUUGGAUUGGAUAAGCUGAUCAACGGUCUUGGUCUGGGAAGUUUGACAGAUGCCCUCGGUCUUGGCGGAAAGAAGAAAUAA